AUGGCUGAUGAACUCAUCACCCACCCCCGAGGACCCCACUCCCUCGGCGGCGUCCUCAUCAAUGGCGUCCUGAUCGCGUCCCUGCUCUCUGCCGCCGUCGCCCAAGUCCUCAAGGUCUUCACCCAUCGAUGGCGCCACGGCCGGUGGUCGCUCGGCCGCAUGCUCACCUCUGGCGGCAUGCCGUCGUCCCACACGGCACUUGUGGGGGGCCUCGUGGCCGCCGUGGGCGUCCAGGAGGGAUCUGGCAGUGUUGCCUUCGCCGUGGCGACGGUGUUGUGGCUGCUGGUGAUGUAUGAUGCGUCGGGGGUGAGGCUGGCCGCGGGGCGCCACGCCAGCGUGCUGAACACGAUCAUUUCGGAGCUGCCGCCGGAGCACCCGGUGCAGGACGGGCAGCGGCUUAAAGACUCGCUGGGGCACACGCCGCUGCAGGUGCUGGUUGGGGCCAUUGUGGGACUCCUCGUUGGGUAUUUCUUCCAGCAGCGUUGGGUAGUUGGUCGAUAG
This is a messenger RNA of Ostreobium quekettii, 501 nucleotides long. NCBI's taxonomy places the organism in Eukaryota, Viridiplantae, Chlorophyta, Ulvophyceae, Bryopsidales, Ostreobiaceae. The record is from the annotation of a GenBank genome assembly.